This is a messenger RNA of Suillus paluster, 1084 nucleotides long. RefSeq lists its product as uncharacterized. The transcript has 4 exons. The record is from RefSeq and is a predicted model, not a curated record. Bases 321 to 980 code for a protein of 219 amino acids. NCBI's taxonomy places the organism in Eukaryota, Fungi, Basidiomycota, Agaricomycetes, Boletales, Suillaceae.
GCAGACUGGUCAACCAAGUAGUCCAUGCAUCAUCAUGGCAUAAGUAUGUUCUACUCGCACUGACAGAAUAUUUUACAGCGCGAUUGAAUUGCAUAGCGGACAGAAGGCAUGCAAUAGCACAUGGAACAGCUCGGGAGCUAGCCCGAAAAUUUAUAAAUGGCAAUUACCGACCCGGUCAGCCGAUCAAAGGGACAGCUGGAUUCGUCCUCCACUGACUCCUCCCUAUGACCGCACACAUACUUUAAUCAUAAAUUCCACUGUUCUCGAGCACAGAUUUUCGCUCACCGCUUUUCUCUACACAUAUACGCCGGGUCCACAGCAUGCUUCUCAAAUUUUCAAAGUCGGAUAUCCUAAACUCACCUCUUGUCUACCCUGAGACGGGUGCUCUUGGCUAUACCAUCCUUACCAGGUCCCACUUUAUUUGUGCCAGUGAUAAGGACUCAGACACGGAGAGUGAAGAUGAAAAUGGGGAGACUCGCAGGACCAUGAUAUUCAAUAAACUCGGGGAGAUCAUCGCUGAGAUUGGAUGGAAGGGCAAACAGCCGAUAGAGAUUGUUAUCGGCCAAGAAAAAAUCAUCGGAGCGAAAGGGAUGUUUGGGUGCUCCAGCGCAAUACUAUCUCGCAAUGUCCUCGGCUUACCCACGCGCUUCGACACGGAGUACUUCUGGAUGGCAGCACCAGACGGACUGACACUUCUUGACUACGAUUCAAAUCAGACAAAAGGUUCUUUCCACGCCAGCAGUAUGCGUGUCGGCGAACGCUUCAUCGCCGCCCCAAUACCUAGUCUAGGUCAUGACUAUCUAGAAUUUGAACCGCAUCCCCUCGUAUCAACAGAUGAACUUCUCGUGUCAUUCAUCCUGAUGGAGGUACUUCGCCGAAGUCGCUUCAAUCUCCAUACAGACUCAUCAGAUCGUUCGAAACUCUGGCGGAAUACACCACUCGCCAAUUGGGGGCGACGAUUACGACGUAGAUCUAUCUGAUCUCUUCGGCUUGAUGAUGAUUUAGAUGGUUCAUCGGUUUUCUGCUGCUUUCUUCCUUGCAUAUCUUGAUACAUGUAUAUUUGCUUUGCUCGUCCUUGCUCUCG